GCUACGGCUUUCUUUCUCAGCCCUUCGUCUCCACCUGCAUAUCGCCUAUCGACGAAACCCGUCUGCUUGAAAUUAGUCGAUGCAUAUAUGACUUUAUGCUCUAUUGUUUUUAUUUUCAUAUCGUUUUUUGGAUGCUCAUCCAAGCGCUGUUGUCCCGCGGCCCUCUCCCGGAAGCCGAUUUUAAGUCCAUCUUGAAUGUCGUCACAGAAAAAUCUCCAGCUUGGCUAUAUGCAUUUUAAUUCAAUUGUCUAGCAAGAAUUUGGCUGACCCGAAGGUGCAAAAUCAGAAAUGGCUUCUAUUUCUUCUUCGAAGAACCUCUUGCUACUGAGAAGAAUAGUAUGGAAAACAUUUAGGCAUCCGCUCCAAUCAUGUUAUUCACCACGACGGUCGUAUCUGUCCUCAUCUUUGUCCUCAUGUUUGUCUGCUGUGUAUAGUAAUGCUCGAGACCCUUCAAGCUAUGGAUCCAAAUCAUUUGUGUUUAACCCAUCUAAUAGCAUCUGUUCCCAUGCUUCUCCACUCAAUAAGGGAUCUCAAGGUCCAACAACCACCGAUUACCAUUUGUUGCUGGAGGAAGAUGAGUAUCACAGGCUGGCCAAUUCUACCAUCCAUCACCUCCUUGAGAAGUUGGAGGGAUAUGGUGAUUCAAUAGACAGUAAUGAUUUUGAUGUUGACUAUGGGAAUGAAGUUCUAACGUUAAAGCUUGGAAGUUCGGGAACCUAUGUAAUCAACAAACAAACGCCUAAUAGGCAAAUAUGGUUGUCAUCGCCAGUGAGUGGUCCGUCAAGGUUUGAUUGGGACCAGUUAUCCGAAGCUUGGAUCUAUAGACGAACCAACGAAACGUUGUUCCACGUCUUAGAGACUGAACUAGAAAAACUCAGUGGGGCGCCUAUCAGACUCAGUUGAGCUGUUGCAAAGUGCAAACCGUUUCUUGUUUAGGUAAAAGACAUGGAGAGUCCCAUUUGUCUUGAAGUUCAGUUCGAUUGGGUUGUUCAUUUGGGUUCAAAAUCACAAGGCAGACAUUGUGUGUUUACUAUUUAUAAGGUUAAAAUUUAAUGAGUUUCUUCUAGACGUAUGUUAACCUCAUAGAAAGCCCGCUUAAACCAUCUGUUUUAUUAAUUUCACAUUUUUUUACUAACAUGUUCUCUAGCUGACAAUGUAAAUUU
Cuscuta campestris is the source of this 1163-nucleotide messenger RNA. Lineage: Eukaryota; Viridiplantae; Streptophyta; Magnoliopsida; Solanales; Convolvulaceae. The record is from the annotation of a GenBank genome assembly.